This is a messenger RNA of Cloeon dipterum, 1352 nucleotides long. RefSeq lists its product as uncharacterized. Gene Ontology annotation, molecular function: protein dimerization activity. Lineage: Eukaryota; Metazoa; Arthropoda; Insecta; Ephemeroptera; Baetidae. The coding region runs from base 159 to 1088 and encodes 309 amino acids. The record is from RefSeq and is a predicted model, not a curated record. The transcript has 6 exons.
CUUCAAACCAUAACCCAUCUUCCACGUGCUUGGCUCCACGCUCCGCUCUUUGUUGCUGUUGUACAUCGUCCUUAAAAAGGACUAGUUUAAGUUUAGACACCUUAAAUUCCAUCUGAAAUAAUUCUACAAAUUACCGGCCUAAAAGAGUUGGCGAAAUUAUGGCAAAAGUCUACAUGAGUGCGGCCUUCGAGGGCAACAGCUACGUCGGCGACGGCACUAGUUUCGGAGAUGAUGACGACGACGAACAUCCGCCGGAGAAAUCAGAUGGCGACGAUGAAGACUCGUGGGAUGAGGACGACGGGGACGACGAAGUGGAUGUCGAACUUUCUGAUGAUGAUAAAAUUGAUUGCCCUUUCUGCUCAAAUUUCAACUGCCAGAGAGAUGAUGUCGCAAGACACGUUAGCAUCGUCCACCCCAGAUCUUGCCUCCGAUGCAGAAUCACGCUGGAAACUGAUGAUGAAUAUGAGAGACAUGUCCAGCAACACGAGCAAUCCUUUUCGUGCAACUUGUGUGACGAGCAGUUCACUGACGAGGCCGAGUUUGAAUUCCACCGAAUGAGUGACCACGGCGCCCAGAGGUGCAAAUACUGUUCUGCUGUCGUGGUUGAGGGCGAGAUGGAGCCUCACCUGCGCCAUUGCCGUGGCAAACGCAAACAGGUUUUGCGUCCAACGAGAAUGGAUCACACGAAGAUGGACCCGAAGGUGCACAGCAUGAGAACGAGGCGAGGUGGUGUGCUUGGACGCCCCUGCAAACGUCGCAAACGCACUCCGCCUCCGCCUGUCGAGACCGAAGGUCUGUCAAUUGAAGAGAUUAAGCGGCGCAGGCAAAAGGGCGAGCUGGAGAAGACUCGAAGGGACAACCUUGUAAGUGAGUUCAAACGUAUCAUGAAGCUGCUGCCUAGGCUCCAUACGGAGGAAAGACGGAAGAACUGCACCAAAAUGGAGAUCCUGGGUGAGGCGGUCAACCAAAUCAAACGGCUUGAGGAACAGUCUCAUACCUACCACAAAAUGAAACUGUUGCUGACUCGGCAGAAACAACGGCUGGAGCAGAGAGAAGAAGAGCUCAAGAAAAUGCCAGAUGCCAACUGAGACUGAUAUACACUUAAUUUUAAUGGCAUUCCUAUGUUUAAGACCAAUUGAGGCGAUCUUUCAUGUUUAAGCUGAUCACUCGUUUGAUUUUGCAAAAGCUAAACAGGUCAGAAGUUGUACAUUAUUUUUUACCUCGUAGCCUCACUGACCGAUAUAUGACAAAAGAUCUUCCAGAUUCGGCUGUUCCAAACCAGCCCAUAUACUCUGACAUUGAUUUUGCUUUGUUCAAAACCAAAAUAAAGGGACUCACUUAGAAACUAAUAA